CGUGCUAGUUGGUGAGCGCUGGGAUUGUUGUUGAGUAACUGUUCCUGUGGACCCUUUGUGCAGAAUACUGGAGCUGAAUAGAAGAAGUUGGCACAAUGUUUUCUUCUAUUGUAGCCUUUAUUAAAGGCAGCAGCCUUGCCAAGCUGGCAUGUCUGGACUUUGGAAUCCAGUGGGGGCUGUGGGUUUUCUCAGCAGCCCUCCACACUGAGAAGUUUUAUGACUUAGCAGGGUCGUCCACGUACCUGGUGUUGGUGUACCUGGCCUUCGAGUGGUCGCGGGGACAGACCUCGCCGCAGUCGGUGCAGCGCAACAUGGUCAUGAUCUGGGCCAUCCGCCUGGGGCUCUACCUCUUCGUCCGGGUGCUGAAGGACGGCGGCGACAAGCGCUUCAACAAGGCUCGCGACAGCCCCUCCACGCUCUUUGUGUAUUGGACUCUGCAGGGGGUGUGGGUCUUGGUGACCCUGCUGCCAACACUGGUCAUGAUGGACGGCAGCGAGCGCCGGCAGCCCUGCACCCAGCACUACGUCGGCUGGGCCAUGUGGGCGGUCGGCUUCGUGUUCGAAGUGGUGGCCGAUUAUCAGAAGACUGUGUUCAGAAAUAAUCCGGCCAACAAGGGCCGCUUCAUCACGACCGGUGUGUGGUCGCUCAGCCGGCACCCCAACUACUUCGGCGAGGUGCUGCUCUGGUUCGGCCUGUACGUGUCGGCGUCGGCCGGCUGGAGCGGCUGGCGCCACCUGCUGGUGCUCUGCCCACUGUUCGACUACGUGCUGAUCAGCCGGCUGAGCGGCGUGCCGCUGCUGGAGGCGGCCGGCCGGCGCCGCUGGGGCGCCGAGGCCGCCUACCAGCGCUACCUGGCCACCGUGCCGCAGCUGCUGUUCACCAGCAGCGCCCUGCCGUACCGCCGAGCCACGGCCGACCGGCGCAGCCUGCCCCGUCUCGUCACCGGCCCUGCCGUACCGCCCGAGAGCUGCGGCCGCCCGGCGCCGGCAGAUUUAAUCACGGCGGCCAUCUUAAUUACGUCGAUCAAGUCCAUCAGCGCCGAGGCCAAGGACUCGCCAGACGUGUUCAGCUAG
Molecule: messenger RNA, 1073 nt
Organism: Pollicipes pollicipes
Lineage: Eukaryota; Metazoa; Arthropoda; Thecostraca; Pollicipedomorpha; Pollicipedidae
Exons: 8
Coding region: 96-1073 (325 amino acids)
Cellular component (GO): membrane
Source: RefSeq, a predicted model, not a curated record